UGUUAAAGAGACAGGGCCCCGGUGCGGGUGUUUCACCCGGCUGGGCUCCGCGGCCGUGGUGGCCCUGGGCUUGCGGCCGGCGCCCGUGACAGCAGCGUCGCGGAGCCGGCUACCCCAACCCGGGGCCGCUGCCGACCUCGCUGGCAGAGCCGCAUCUCCUGGCGGGAUGGGCGGCGAUGCGGGAGCCGAUGGUCCCCGGGGCCGCGUCAAGAGCCUGGGGCUGGUGUUCGAAGACGAGAGCAAGGGCUGCUACUCCAGCGGGGAGACAGUGGCUGGGCACGUGCUGCUGGAGGCUGCAGAGCCGGUGGCCCUGCGCGGGCUGCGCCUGGAGGCCCAGGGCCGUGCCACCUCUGCCUGGGGCCCGAGCGCGGGGGCCCGGGUCUGCAUCGGUGGCACUGCGCCAGCAGCCUCCUCGGAGGUGGAAUACUUGAACCUGCGCUUGAGCCUACUCGAGGCCCCAGCUGGUGAAGGCCUCACUUUGUUGCAACCUGGAAAACACGAGUUUCCCUUUCGCUUUCAACUUCCAUCUGAACCGUUGGCAACGUCGUUUACUGGGAAGUAUGGCAGUAUUCAGUAUUGUGUGAGGGCUGUUUUGGAACGACCCCAAGUACCAGACCAGAGUAUAAGAAGAGAGCUCCAGGUUGUCAGUCACGUGGAUGUCAACACUCCACCCUUAUUGACUCCUAUGCUGAAAACGCGGGAGAAAAUGGUCGGCUGCUGGCUCUUCACGUCCGGCCCUGUGUCACUGAGUGUGAAAAUUGAAAGGAAGGGCUACUGUAAUGGAGAAGCUAUUCCCAUCUAUGCAGAAAUAGAGAAUUGUUCAUCUCGCCUGAUUGUUCCUAAGGCAGCCAUAUUCCAAACCCAGACCUAUCUGGCUAGUGGAAAGACAAAGACAGUCCGGCACAUGGUUGCCAACGUUCGAGGAAACCACAUUGGUUCUGGAAGUACAGACACGUGGAACGGGAAGAUGCUGAAAAUUCCACCCGUUACUCCCUCCAUCCUGGAUUGCUGCAUUAUCAGAGUGGACUAUUCCUUAGCUGUAUACAUCCACAUUCCUGGUGCUAAAAAACUGAUGCUGGAGCUACCCUUAGUUAUUGGUACGAUUCCAUACAGUGGCUUUGGCCGCAGAAACAGCAGUGUUACAAGCCAGUUCAGUGUGGACAUGAGCUGGUUGGCACUGGCCCUGCCCGAGCAGCCCGAAGCACCACCAAAUUACGCUGAUGUGGUAACCGAGGAAGAAUUCUCCCGACACACUCCUCCGUACCCUCAGCCCCCUGACUGUGAGGGAGAAACCUGCUACUCUAUGUUUGCCUGCAUACAAGAAUUCCGGUUUCAGCCUCCACCUCUUUAUUCAGAGGUAAAGAAAAUUAGACUCAUUAAGCCGUCUGCAGACAAUCGCUUGCUCCCCUCCAUUCAUUAACGUGCCGUUGCUGACUCAUAAUUGGCUGAGUAUGCGCAUAGACUUGUUCUUACCGAGUUGAUAGAUUAUCACAGCCACUGAGCACAUUUUGUGGUACUUAGCUUGUGAUCUGUGGCGUGCAUAUGCAGUGUCGUGCAUUGCCUUGAAGAUGUUUGAUUUGGCCGCAAAAGAUAGAGCCCUCAGCAGACAGUGGAGGACUUGAUCACAGGUGCUGAGCAACUUCCACUCACAGCUGUCAUGCAAUGAGAAGCAGGUAAGAGAACCAAGGCGCUUCAGCCAUUAGCUCCCUCCCUUUCCUGUCUUGCAGGUUGAUCCACAUCCUGGGGAUGCCGAAGAGACGCCGCCGCCUGUUUCCUUCAUUCUCUGAAGAGAUCCCGGCAUUCACUGUGUUGUUACCAACUUAGAAUAUUGGUUCUUUCGCCCACCUUGGUGGAGGAGAAAGUGAACUUGAGAACAUUUGCACUUCAAGUGUGAAGAUAACAGAAAUGAAAGAGCUUGAGAACUUUUUAGUGGGGUGGUCACACAAGUUUGUAGGGUGGAGUCGGUUGUCCCCUUUCAAAGUGGAUGAAAAUAUGAACUGAAAAACCGGAAGUCCUGGUGAUGGGAGAGGAAGUAGAGGAUUGUCUGCACUGUUGGAGAGAGGAGUCUUAAGGAAUUGGAAGGUUGCAGGAGUGUGCUCUGACCAGGGUUCACACAGUUAGGAACUUACGGACUUGGUAGGAAGACUUGAUGUAGGGGAACAAGACAGCUUGGAAGUAAGUGUGAAUGAGGAAGUGGUCUACUUUCAGUGGAAUUGAGGUCCCAGGUUUGGGGGUCCUCAUGAUUUCUUAUGUUACCACAGCAAGGACCAAGGUCCUUCUAAGUAUCCUUUCUGGAGUCCAUGGUCAUGGGAGAUCCUGAUGGAAGCGACAGUGGUUCCACUCUGCUGAGGAGGUUAAAAUGUGCUUUGAAAAUUGGCUCUACAGUACCGGGAAGCCUAGAAGGGAUUCCUUAAAAGCUUGCCACAUUGAAAGGAAAGAGGAGUUCUCACAUGGAGUGUGUUGUGAAAGGCCACGCUUCCUCCCACUGUAAGAACUUCUGCAGAGUGUAUGUUCGAUGUUCCCCAUCCCUCCGUUACCUAGGGAAUAUUAGAAAAAGAUGGGGUAGGCACGACAUCUUUAGGAUACCUGAUACCCACACAAAACAAAGUGUUUCCUUAUCCUACCUCUGGUGGCUUCCUCAGGCCUGCUCUCGGAACUCCAGGCCUGACUGACCUUUGGGGUUUCUGCUGUAUGCAGUCGGCAGACUCCUUCCAGCCUGUCACUUGAUCUGAAAUUUUAGACCAAGGGAAAAUUCCAUGAGCUUAGCAUUAAAUAGAAAUAAGUACAAACACCCAAGAUCUUAAAAGAAAUCCCAACUCAAAAGAGGAUGGGAACGUGCCUGAGCUCUUCCUGUGAUGUGGCUUCAGUGGGUGGAUGGCAGUGGCCAUGCUGUGCAUUCUUAGUCCAGUUUGUUAGUAAUUCCAUUUAAACUGUGAUUUUUUUUUAAUUGUUUUGGUGCAAUAUUUUGUUGUCAUUGAGCCUCAGGAUAAUUCAGACCUACAGGACUGUGAUGCUGCUGACAGGGUCAGCCAUGUCUUUACCAGCCUCCUCCCGUCCUGUUCACGGUCACAUGCUCAAUUGUUUUACCUCCAGUCUGUUGGUCCCAGGAGCUAAGAACAUUGCUGACACCAGGUGGGAGGGAGAUUCUCACAGUGAAGAUCUGGACCAGCCAAAUCCUAGGGGUUUGAUCUAGAAACCCUGGUGCUUUCCAGGCAGAAUGUUGUGCUGCGUUCAUCAGAGCGAUGGAUUUAUUUUUCAGUCACCCAGUUCACUUAAAGACAUUUGUCUAGGGUUAAAUUUUACAUUCAAACGUCAGUGGGCCAUCUGUUUUUGUACCAAUGUUAGGUAAAUGUGUACUUGUCCCCUCUGAGCAUACCUCUCUCUUCUGUGGUCAUGUUAACGUCAAACACAUGUAUUUUCAUUGUAAGCCACUGUCUAAAAUGCCAAACGGUAUUGCCAGUAAUUGUGGUGUGGGAAUUACCACAAACCUUAUUUCUCAUGUUAGUUGUUAGAGAUUUCUUUUGUCUUUUUGUUGUGUGUCUGCAAACAGUUGUGGGUGUUCAAAUACUACCUAAACUGUUUUUGUUUUACAGUAGAAGUGAUGCCCUGUCUUUUGGCUUCCAGGCUGUAGUUUACAUGCUUUGUCAAGACGUGGUCCAUCUCCAUGAAACCAAAACCAAGGGGGAGAAAGUGACAGUGUGGACAGAGAGAAAACAGAACAGGUUGGCUCCCUGUAGCAAAGCUAUUGCAGUCAGUUUGCUUAGAGAAAUCGAAGUCCCCCGCAGAAAUGAAGCAGAGCCAACAGUGGCAUUCAAGAGAACCGCUCAGAGACACAACUUUAUCUGCGUCUGCCUGGCCCGACGCUUGUAGUCAGGAUAACGUGAAUGUAGAAAACUACAUUGGAAACCCUGCAAAUGAAGAUCAGACUUUAGCUGCUAAUACUUGCCUGUUUAGUCCCCUCUUGCUCUCAUUUAGGUUUGGAAGAAUGAAAAGUGCCCUUAAGGUUUUCUUUUUGAUGCCCAAAGUUUGAGAUUAAAAGUGUGUAUCUUCUGGUGCACAUAGAUCUUUCCUUCCCUGGGCAGAAUUUUACUUUCUCUGUUUUGGUUUUGCACAAUAAGAAACUCAGUAGGCAAGGGUUAUGUUUUUGAUAAGUUCACUAGCUUUUUAAAAUUUUUAUUAAAAAUGUAAUAACUUAACCAAGCGGAAAAUAAAAAUUGUAUUUUGUACUCUUGUUUGAACCCCAUGGGUUCCUUUUGUUAAUAAAAUGGUUGUACCGAA
Peromyscus leucopus (white-footed mouse) is the source of this 4278-nucleotide messenger RNA. RefSeq names its product arrestin domain containing 4 (gene Arrdc4). Lineage: Eukaryota; Metazoa; Chordata; Mammalia; Rodentia; Cricetidae. Bases 167 to 1420 code for a protein of 417 amino acids. Gene Ontology annotation, biological process: protein transport. Gene Ontology annotation, cellular component: plasma membrane; cytoplasm. The record is from RefSeq and is a predicted model, not a curated record. The transcript has 7 exons. Gene Ontology annotation, molecular function: ubiquitin-like ligase-substrate adaptor activity.